Lepisosteus oculatus (spotted gar) is the source of this 2504-nucleotide messenger RNA. NCBI's taxonomy places the organism in Eukaryota, Metazoa, Chordata, Actinopteri, Semionotiformes, Lepisosteidae. The record is from RefSeq and is a predicted model, not a curated record.
UGUGUGUGGGUCAGUCAGUGUGUCACUGUGUGUGUGUGUGGGUCAGUCAGUGUGUCGCUGUGUGUGUGUAGGACCAGUGCUGACCUCUCUGCCUCUGUCCUGGUGCUGGACAGCCAGUGUGGGCCGUGGCCCUGUCGCAGUGACCUCCUGACCUCUCUCUGUCUCUCCCAGGGGGUGGGGGCGCCCCAGCCCUGUCACAGCGGGCACUGCGCUUGAGCCCGGAGCCGCAGGGAUCCCACGUUUCCUCGUCCUGCACCGGCAGCCGGACCAGAGCCCUGGACGCCAGCGAGCGACGAUGAGCCCUCUCCCGCCAAGCUUCCCAGAAUCCCCCGCAGGCUCCGCGAGCAGAGAGCGCACCCCAGCCCGCUCCUGAACCCCGACUCCUGGAUAACUUCCCGGCAGGGAUCGGAGUUGAAAGGGAAGGGAUAGAGAGUCCUGGCCUUCCUGCUGUGUCCUCGGCUUCAGGGACAGACUCCCAGGGGUCCAGCUCCUCCUGUACAAACAGACAGAAAUACGAUUAUAUUUUUUUACAGAUAUAUAUUGAAAGAAUACUUUUUUAAUUCGAGAGCACUUAUAUAGAGAGUUCAUCUUUGGAGCUUUUUUCCCCCUCUUUCAAACUCAACUUUAUAAAUCCACGUUUUGGAGCGGCUGGGGCACAGCAUUGCCAUGGCAACUGCCAGAACAGAGAACCCUGUCUCUGUGGUCGUGGGGCUGGGCAAGCAGAACGGGCAGCUCAGAGGGCAGCCCAAGCCGGCUGCCCCUCAGUCAGGUCCCCCGGGGAAGGCGCCCAGCGCCCUUCACAAGCAUGGAGGAGCCCUGCAGGGCCAGAGCAGCGCUGGGAUCAGGUUCGGAGACGACUGGAAGAAGAGUCUCCACGUGCCUCCUAAAGACACCCGAGUCAAGACAUCGGAUGUCACAGCAACGAAGGGGAAUGAGUUUGAGGAUUACUGUCUGAAGAGGGAGUUGCUGAUGGGAAUAUUUGAGAUGGGCUGGGAGAAGCCAUCACCCAUCCAGCCCCUGUCUCUCCCCCUCUCUAACCCAGCUAUGGUGAUGGUGCCCACUCGGGAGCUGGCCUUGCAGGUCAGUCAGAUCUGUAUCCAGGUCAGCAAGCGCCUCGGGGGGGUCAAGGUCAUGGCGACGACAGGGGGCACCAACCUGCGCGAUGACAUCAUGCGCCUGGACGAAACCGUGCACGUGGUCAUCGCCACGCCCGGCCGCAUACUGGACCUCAUCAGGAAGGGCGUGGCCAAGGUGCAGCACGUUCAGAUGAUGGUGAUGGACGAGGUGAGAGACUUCUCUGGCCUCGUCUCCGAGCUCAGCCGUGUCUGUCUCCUGUUUCCUCAGGAGUACCGCAAUCGCGUGUUUCACGACUUCAGGAACGGGCUGUGCAGGAACCUGGUGUCGACAGACCUGUUCACUCGGGGGAUCGACAUCCAGGCCGUCAACGUCGUCAUCAACUUCGACUUCCCCAAGAGCGCAGAGACCUACCUGCACCGCAUUGGGAGAUCAGGGCGGUUUGGGCACCUGGGUCUGGCCAUCAACCUCAUCACCUCGGAGGACCGGUUCAGCCUGAAGGCCAUCGAGGAGCAGCUGUGCACCGACAUCAAGCCCAUCCCCGCCUCCAUCGACAAGAGUCUGUACGUGGCUGAGUACCACCGCCAGCCGAGCGCCACGGCCCAGGGGGACGGAGAGGGGCACCCCAGCCCCACCCCAGCACUAGAGGACUGAGGGGGAACUCCUGGCUUCUGUGAGAAACAUACGACAUUACUGCUUCUACACACAAACCCAGCCGUUUUCAGCUAGUUUUGUAUUUAUUUUGUAUUUAUUUGUGGGGAUGUGUGCAGGUCCCACCAGUUGCUCAGAUCUUGCCCCUCGGAGAGGACUAUCCUAUCUGGGCUCCACAGACCACACAGGUACUCCCUCCUCUAGACCGCCCACUGCCCCCAGAGACUGGACAUCAUUCCAAAGACCAGUCACUGCCCCAGUCAGCCCAUUUACCUGGCCCUCAACUGACCCCGUUACCCCAGUAACCACCCAUCAGCCAAACCAUUUACCAGUGGAGACCAGCUCUUCUGUGUCCACUGCGGUCCAGUCGUGGUCAUCUUGAGUCCAGGACAGUAACUGGACAGGCGGGGAGCCCCGUGACCCCCUCGACCCGACAGGAAUCUACAUCGUGGGAUUCUCCACUCGGCCCUGUGACCCCCCAGAGACCUGGACUCCCUGUGGAACUGCGGGGUUUGGCGUCUCUGGGUCACCAGGCCACCCCCUGGCUCUUUCCCAAAGGAGCGCGUUCUGUGUGCAGGUUGAUUUCUUUGCCCCUCCCUGUUGGGCCCGGGACCCGGACCCGUGACGUCGCCCCGGGCAGCGAGAGCCCGGCGGACCACCCGGGACUGGGGUCUGUCUGCAGGGCAGGGAGAGGGUUCGUCUCUCCCUCCCUCUGCCCCUCGGUCUGUGUUUCCGUCUCCUUUCUCUGCCACUUGCUCAGCCCUUGCGCCUGUCUCUCG